GCGCUCGUAGUCAACACAGCUUUCAAGUGCAAGCGGGUCCAACGUAGUGUCGAGUCAGAGGAACUACUCGCCUCAUCCUAACACAUUCAGUCGGAUUUAACGCAGUAAAAUAUUCUGUAUGACCGGGGGACACCACCACGCAGUAUGGUCCGGGAAACCAGACAUUUAUGGGUGGGAAAUUUACCAGAAAAUGUACGAGAGGAAAAAAUUAUCGAGCACUUCAAACGGUAUGGACGAGUGGAGAGUGUCAAGGUUCUUCCUAAACGUGGAUCGGAAGGUGGAGUGGCAGCUUUUGUGGAUUUUGUGGACAUUAAGAGUGCUCAGAAAGCUCAUAAUUCUAUCAACAAGAUGGGAGACAGGGACCUACGCACCGAUUACAAUGAACCAGGAACUAUUCCCAGUGCAGCUCGAGGCCUGGAUGAUAGCCUGUCCAUAGCCACUCGUGGGCGGGAUGUUUCAGGGUUCACAAGGGGGGCAGGGGGCCCUGUGUAUGGGCCCUCUGUGUCACUUCACAGCAGAGAGGGACGCUUUGAACGCAGACUAGACGGGACUUCGGAUGGCCGGGAACGCUCUUACGAUCACAGUGCCUAUGGACACCAUGAGCGUAGCAGCAGCAACAGCACUAGUUUUGAUCGCCAGCGUCACUAUGAGAGCGAUUAUUACAGAGACUCUAGGGACCGGGCCCUCAGUGGAGCCAGUGGGAGUGCCAGUUCAGCCAGUGGCAGCAUCGGAGGAAGCUCAUCUGUGGGCAGUGUUGGUGUUGCAGGGAAUGUUGCAGGAAGCAGUGGUGCUGGUGGAGGCAGUAGCAGUGCUGCUGGAGUAGGCAGUGGUGGCUCCACACCAGGAGGAAUUGUCUAUUAUGGUUCACGAAGCCGGAGCCCCAGUCGUUUUGAGACUACAGAGACUCGCUAUGAGCCCCGUGCCCGUGAAGCCUUCACACUUGCCAGUGUGGUUCAUCGGGAUUUAUUCAGAGAAGAAAGAGGCAGACGUGGGGAAAGGACAUACCACCACAGUCGCAGUAGAUCACCACACUCUUCGCAGUCACACAAUCCAUCACCACAGAGGUUGCAAAGUCAGGCAGCGCGACCGGCACGCUCCCGCAGUGGCUCAGGAUCUCGCAGUCGCUCCUCCAGCUCAGACUCUAUCAGCAGUACCAGCAGCAGUGGCAGUGGCAGCAGUGAUUUCCAGGCAGCAAGCUCCAGUGACCGAUCUCCAGCUCGAUCUGUUCAGUCCACUGCUGUCCCUGCACCUUCAACACAACCACUACCUUCACUGGACAAAGAUGAACCUCGUAAAAGUUUUGGUAUCAAAGUGCAGAACCUCCCUGUGCGCUCAACAGGUGAGAUUACUACAAGCCUCAAGGAUGGACUUUUCCAUGAAUUUAAGAAACAUGGUAAAGUCACAUCAGUUCAGAUCCAUGGUGCCUCUGAAGAACGAUAUGGCUUAGUGUUUUUUCGCCAGCAAGAGGAUCAAGAGAAAAAGCUCUAAGUGCAUCUAAAGGGAAGCUGUUUUUUUGGCAUGCAAAUUGAUGUCACUGCUUGGCAUGGUCCAGAAACAGAAAGUGAGAAUGAGUUCCGGCCUUUGGAUGAACGCAUAGAUGAGUUUCAUCCCAAAGACAGGACAUUAUUCAUAGGAAAUUUGGAGAAAACCACAACCUAUAAUGACCUGCUGAACAUAUUUCAGCGUUUUGGAGAGAGUGUGGAUAUUGAUAUAAAAAAGGUAAAUGGUUCCCCACAAUAUGCCUUUCUCCAGUAUUGUGACAUAGCAGUGUCUGCAAAGCAAUUGAAAAUGGAUGGUGAAUAUCUUGACAACAGGUUAAAGCUUGGUUUUGGCAAGAGUAUGCCUACUACAUGUGUAUGGUUGGCUGGCUUGUCCUCCAGUAUUACUGAACAGUAUCUCACAAGGCACUUUUGUCGUUAUGGACAUGUAGUAAAGGUUGUCUUUGACCGGCUGAAAGGAAUGGCCCUCAUCUUAUAUAAUAAUAUAGAGUAUGCACAGGCUGCUGUCAAGGGAAACAAAGGGUUGGAACAUGUGGAGGAUGAAAUAAAAUAAAGGUCUGAAAGCCAGAUGGCUUUCUACCGUUCAACAGGAUCUGGACAAGACAUAAGAGAUUUCUAUGUCAUAUCUGAACGAAGAGAUGAGCGCCGGACGCCAUAUCAUGAGUUCACAGCUGAACGUGGCAUACUAUGAAAAAUGUGUCGUACCCCAACUUCUUACACAGAGGAUGCACGUCGGAUAAUAUCCUGCCAGAAGUCGAGAGUUUUUAUUUCAGAAUGGGAUCCUUACCAGGGAGAUUACUAUGACCCACGGUAUUAUGAUGACUCCGUGAAUACAGGGAUUAUAGAGGACCCAUAUGAGAAGGACAUUCGAAAGGCUACAGCUACUUACAAAUGAGAACGUGAAAGGGAAAGGGAGGAGUUGAAACAGACCCUUGAGCGAGACAGUGGUCGACGAACAAUUGAACAUCAACAAAGCCCAACACAUCCACGUCGUCCUGCUAGUCCAGCUGCCUCUCCAUCCCUUUCUGAACGUCCUCGUGACUCUGAACAUCACGUUUACAGUCGCUCAUCUGAGCGAAGUGGCAGCUGCAGCUCACUUUCUCCACCACGCUUUGAGAAGCCAGACAAAAUUCGUUUGGAGAGGCACAAUAGGAAUGAUAAAUUGGAGAAAGAAAAAUCACUCUUUGAGGCAGAGGUGGCAAAUUGUGGGGAAACAGAAAGAAGAGCAGGACGUAAAGAAAAAGGCGACAAGGACAGGACUGAGAGACAGAAGUUGAAGAAGUUGAAACUUGCAUCUCCAACUGUUCCAUUACCAGAGGCAGAGCCUUGAACUUGACAGGGAGCUAGCCCAGAGGCUAACAUAACUCUGCGAGGUAAAGUGAGCAAAUCAUUGAUCAAAGACAAAGACUACUCUGGUAAAGGAAAACUUGAUCUGCUACCUUGUGUUGUCCAGCUAACAAGAGUAAAAGAGAAGGAAGGAAAAUUAAUAGACAGCAUCCUCAGUGAAAAACAAAAAACAAAGGUUGGGAGUGAUCCUGUUCUGUCUCCAACAACCCCUCCAUCAGCUGAUCACAAAAGUAUGCCUUUCCGCAAAGACACUCAGGCUAGAGAUUUCUUUAAGCAUGAACAUCUCAAGGAGAAAAGCCUGGCAAGCCAAGUGAGGGUAGUGGAUAAAGAAGACAAGUAAAAAAACAAAAAAUAUUUCAAAUCUGAUCUUGCAUUUGAAUCCAGCACAUCUGUGGAUGCUGACCGCAAGGCUGCGCGAAAGAGACGCUUUGAAGAAACAUGCAAGGCUGAUAAUUUAAGGAGAAUAAGUCAGGAGGAGGAUGAAGGGAAAUUAAGGAGAAUUAUUGAUGAACCUUUGCUGAAAGACCUUGAUUAUGAUACAAAAGUUGUUCAGAAAAGAAAACACAAGAGAGAACGAAAAAUUAAGCAAGAGAGGAUGGUUACUGUUAGUACUACAAGAGAGUUGGACAAUGUAAUGCCAGUAGGCCUCAGUUUAGACCUUCAGGCUCGACUUGGGGAACCAGCUGAGGAUGCAAUAGAUCCAUUAGAUAGCCUUGAUCAAAAGAUAGGUGCUUUUGGAGCUAACAGUCAACCAAGUUUCAGUCUAGCAGUCUCUGACGAUGGAAGUGUAGAUAUGGAAUUUUCAAGAGGGCAAGAGCUACAGCAUUUAACUAGCUACCACACAUCCUCAAGGCAAGAAAGAGAUUCUGAAAGGGAGGAGUUGCUCUCAGACAUUGAUCAUUCGCAGAGUUGCAGAAAACAAAGGGAGCAGAUCGCCGCUUUGCAGCAGCAAAUGUUGGAGUGUGAUAAAUCAGAAACUGAAAGCACACCAAGCACAGAUGCAGAGGAAUUUGCGCAUCGAAAUAUUGUGCAUGAGGUAGGAAAACCACCACAAGAUGUUAACGGCAGUUCUCCGAGCAGCAAGCAAAAAAAGUUGGGAGGAUUCGAAUUUGAUUUUGGCAAAAGACAGCAAAAUUAUCUAAUGUUUAGACAGAGAAAUGAUGAACCUGAAAGAAGACUUGCUUCACAUCCAGGGCACCCCCUUGCUGAGGAGGAGGAUAAAUGCAUCACAGUUGUUGACAAAGACCCAGAUUCACCAGUGACAAUGGAUAAAAAUAGCUUGCAUUUUGAUAUUUCAAAAUACAAUAUUAGCAAUGCAGUGCAUCAAGGGCGUUCACCACAUGCAGAGAUACUAAAAGUGAAACCAUCAGUUACUGAAGAGGGUUCUGUUGGUGAGAGCAAUAUUAGGCAGGGCACAUUGAGAGAAAUGAGCUUCCCCACAAGCAUUGUUAAACGGGAAAGUAUCCGAAAACGUCCUGAACGCGAAUUAGAACCUGGAGAGGUUCAAUCAGACUCUGAUGAAGAUGAAAGCAAACACUAUUCAUUAAAGCCAAUCUCUUUCAAAAGAGAGCACGAAGAGCGGUUUUCAGAUGUAAAGUAUUCUGAGUCUCUUGAAAGAAUAAGUUCUAUGAAUUGCAUUGGAUAGACAAUAACACCAGGACACAAAAGCUUUGCUUGAGCGUAUGCUAAGUCACUGUCUUCAUCUAGAGAAGGAAAAUUGUUUUUCCUUGGUCAUGACUCAAAAUUCAAAAGUUUACAGAAUAACACUGACAGAAAGUCUGAACCUACUCCAAGACCUAUUCCUUCUUGGUACUUGAAGAAAAAGAAAAGUCGCUCUGAUUCUGAUGGAAAACUUGAUGAUAAAAAGCAAGAUGCUAAGCCUGAUGAACAAGAAAGACAAGAUCUCUUGGCUUCCCGAUUUCUUCAUAGCUCAAUCUUUGAACAGGAUUCACGUCGGCUUCAACACCUUGAGCGAAAAAAUACUGACCCUGAAGUUAGAAUUGGCAGAGAUAGUAUUAGUGAUUCUCAAGGUGAACAACCCGGAACAGGAGGAUCAGACUUAUCUCAAGAACCAAGAGUACUUUUUCAUAGCCGCUUUUUAGAACUUCAGCAAAGGAUAAGAAACCAACAGCUCCCCAUUUCAGAAAAACUUAGUUUAACUGAUCAAAUGGAGAAGACAUUGGAUGAAGAGUUUAGGCCAUCUCCCAAUUAUCAGACAUUCCAAGAGUCAUUAGCAAGUCAUAUUAUAACACCUACAAUAUCCCCAGUGUCCCAGUCUAAAAUUUCAGAGAUGUCUGUGCACCAUGAGAAGCCUGUUUUGCAUACUACAUACCAAAACAUAGAUAAUCCAGCAGUUGUGAAUGAGAGGUCAGAAAAUGCUCCAGUAGAUUAUCCAUCGUUAAUUAGCAUAAAGGAUGAGAACACCACUGUUCCAUUGAGCACUCCAUCACCUGAAACCCACAAUAAAGAAGAUGUAAUUGUUAAAGAACCUGAGGAAAAGCUCAUUGAUUCCAGAAAAACUGUACACACCGCUGUUGAACAGGAGAUUGAGAUCAAACCUCCUACUCCUGGUGCAUCGUUAGCUAUGUUGAGCCAGAAUGUGAUGGCUCUGCAGGCAUCUUCUCCAUUGUAUCCAAAGACCAGUAAAGAUCAAGAAACUUUGGAGCUCUCAGAAACAACAACAGAGCCUGCUAAUUCUUCUCGUCACAAGGUUGUAUCUCCUCUGGAGCUGCCAGACACAGAAAUUGAACUACUACCACAGCGUAAACAACCUAAGAGUAAAAAGGUAAAGAAUGUCCCAUCAGCGCAAACGCAUAUCACCCUCGUUAAUGAAAAACCAGCUACACGAAGACGUGAACGCAUUGAUAAAGAAAAGCUAAAAAGAUCCCCCAGAGGGACUCUUACAAAACUUACUGCUGAUUCCAGAAAUUCUGCAAAAUCUCCUUUUCAACUUUUAGAUUCAGAGCAGGGCCUUGAAUCAAACACAAACCAAGGCAGAAACGCCAGCGACCGGAAUGUGCGAUCUGUCUAUGCAACACCCCCCAGAGGAAGAUCUCCUCAACAACAAGAAAAGAGUAACAGACCUCCCCGUUCCACUCUUAAGCGCUCUAGGGGUCGUCCACCAAGCUCGCAGACAGUGGAUGAUACGUCUCCGGUGAAAGGAGAUCAGGUUAAAAAUUCUGAGGCUGAAGACACUGAAAGAUAAAGAGUCAACAAGUAUGGAGAAAUAACUAAAAAUGCAGAGGCAGGCCGCUCUCCGCGUUCUCAAAAGGGGCAGUCUUCACCAAUAAGAUCAGCAAGAAAAGCCAAAAGACAUUGAAAUUGGAUAAAGUUGUCAGGUACUUCUGCAUCAGUUGAGUUAGACAGAGAAGCAGUUGUGUCACCUGCCCUAGAUCACAAGCUGAUCCAAAGAUACUUUGAGGCAGUUGGACAUUUGUCAAAAGAUACCAAAACAGAAUAACAUGUCUACUAGAUGAGAAAGGAACUUGUUGCUGAGGAAAUUUCAACAGAUGACAGUGUAGAAAUCACUCCUUUGGAAAAAUUAUUAGACAAGGAGGUCAAGACAUCAAGGUCAACACGGAACACAAAAGCAAUGUCUGAAAUAAGUCUAUCAAAUGUGGUGAAGCUCACUAUGGAUGCAGUUAGGAAGUGUUCAUCAUAGGGUGAUGACAUAGCUGUUUGUUUUGAAGGGUCUUUAAAAGCUAAUGUUCCACAAUCAGUAAAAGAACAGUCAAACGUUCAAGAUUACCACAAAAAGGAAAAUGUUAACAGCCCUGAUGAAAAGGAUGAGACUCUUUCAGAAAUGGUAACCUCCUACUGAUCCGUGGCUGCCCUGCUUGCUCGUCAAAUGGAACUGGAAAGAGCAGUGGAAAAUAUUUCAAGAUUUACAGAUGACCAGCAUCCGGUACCUUACAAAGAACCUCGUACAGAACCACCUACCCACACAGCACCUGUUGUAGUACAGCCUCCAGAAGAUCCAGAGGUAGGAAAGCCUGCCAAUCCAGCAAGUGAAACUGAAUUGGCUGAAGCAAUUAAUUCAAUUACUGCUGAGGAUAUAUCAGGUGAUACAGAGGGCUUCUCUGCUUCAACAACGUACACAACCCUCCUUCCUCAAUCAGAGACUCUUGAUUUGCCUGUACCAAAUGAGGUUAUGGAAACUGAGUCAAACUUGACUGUAAAGACUAUUGUACAGUCCGAACAAAAUAAUGUUGUUGUUCCAGUCUCAAAAUCUUCUCAAGCAUGUAACACAGAUACUUCACUCACAAGAUCACCAUUGACAGAGGUAGCAAAAAGAGGCGGAAAAGCACGUCCAAAAACGCCAAAAAAGAACAGAGGAGGAAGGGUUUCUUUGAACCGGAAACUAGAUAUUGCUGAGAAUGUAGUGCUGGAACCUGAAUCCACUACAGUCAAACUUCCAGAAUCUAUUCCUGAAGAGAUUCAAACAGCUAACCCUAAGGCAGCAACAUCGGCAGCUGCAGCAGCGGUAGUCAUUCCUGUUGCUGCCGCAUGCAAACAUGAAGCUGCAUCUACAGUGAUUUUGGAUACACCUAAAGAGGCAGAGCAGCCUGCUGUUGAAUCAGCCAACCUACAAGAAUCUGCCUUCCAUUCUGGAAAUAACAGUCCUUCUUAUUCAAGGACACAACAGUCAUCUCCUGAGCGAGGAGCAUCUGCCCUUACUUCACCUACAACAAUGCUGAAUUCACCUGCAUCCUCUAACAUCCCCCCUGAAUGGAAUACCAGGACAGAAGAGAAAGUAAGGUUACCUAAACCACAAGGUAAUGUGGCUUUGUCUAUCCCAGGAGCUGGGGGACCCCCAGCAAAUCCUCCUUUGCCUCCUGACACAAAAGCCUCUGAUAUUGAUGCAAGUUCUAGCACAGCUGCGAAUUUAAUGGAACCAAAGUAUGUGUCUUCUUCAAAUAGCAAUUCAGUGACAAGUAUGCAGUUCACUACCACAUUAGCAGAUCCACGGAUGUCCUGAUAAUGAAAAUUCCAGUUGGAAGCUGUGCUGCCUUUAAAGACCUCUCUACCUGAAGAUAGACCUAGCCCUAUAGCUCAGCUUGUACCCCUGACAGCACCACCGCAGCCCCCUCCUCUACAACAAUGUGAGACUCCACAGAUCUUAAAGGAGAAACUAGCAAUAACUUCUACUGCCACUUCAGUCAUUAGUCGGAUCCCUAUGCCCUUUGAUUUUGAGGACACUCCUCGCAUCUCUUUAAGUAAUCGUAACUCUGGAAUGUCUUUGCCAAAGCAGAAAUAUCGCACUGGCUUGAAUGAAAAUAAUAGGUAUCAUGGACAUAAUACUUCUGAAGAUGGUGGAAGUGUUGGGCGCCCAGUUGUUGAAGGCACACAUUGUAACACUGGGUCAAGUACUGGUUUGAGGGUCAACACAUCCGAGGGUGUGGUAGUAUUGAGUUAUUCUGCAAAGACAGAGGGACCACAGCGGAUCAUUGCAAAAAUAAGCCAAAUCCCUCCAGCCAGUGCGGUUGACAUUGAGUUUCAGCAGUCUAUAAACAAAAUCUCAGAUUAAACAAGAACCUCAUCUCACCCCUCUACCCCAAAAGGAUCACAGACACCCUACAGGCUAUGGGUCACACAGGGGUAGUAUUUAGCUGGCCAAAGUAUCAGUGCCCAACCUGUUAUUUCCUCAAUACGCCAGGAAAGCCCUACGUCUGAAAAAUCAGAAACCUCUUACCAACAAGGAAAUUCUCUGAAAUCUUUCCACCAGUCCCCAAGCCAUCCUCACUUCUGAGGUAGGUCAGUCAAUACACAGCAACACCAUAUGAAGAAAAGAGAAACUGAAUCAUUUUCAAUGAAAGCUGAUAAACCUGAUAUAAAGGCGUCGCAGACUUUCAAUGUUAAACCAGUUUUAAGUCCACGCCACCCAUCUUUCUCAGGCAAUCACAUUUUAAGUCAGGCUCCACAUGAAAGAGCUGUCCCACAACCCAAGCAAGAUUCACAUUCUCCAAGGGCAUCUAGCCAUUCCAUGUCACCCUUUCCAAGUUGCCCCCCUAACAGCCCCGUUGUUCUGGGACCAGCUGGCCCUAUGUCUCAGUAUGUGUCAAAUAUACACCAUGCUGAGCAGUCAGUGAUCAUGCCUCCUCAUAGUGUCACCCAGUCUGUGCCCAUGAGUCAUUUGUCCCAAGGGGACGUGCGAGCCAGUACUCCAACAUUAUCUGGAAUAGGUUAUGGAUUGCGUUCAGAAAAUCUCUUAUCACCUCGAUCAGCACCUCCACAACCCACAACUCCUCAACCUGCAGUAAUCAGAGAUGUCAUAUUGAAAUCGCAUGCAGGCUCGUCUGGUGGUGGUCGUGUUGAGACAAGCAAUGAUGAUGCACAGAAUCUCCCACAAGGACUUCGUAGGAGCUCUGCACCACAGUUGCAACAGGAAAGUAUAGUAAUACAGCCUGAAUUCAAAAGUCUGCAUCACAGGGCAUUACGUCUAGAUCAGUAUGCCAGACUUAUGCAGCAGCAUUUGACUGACCAUCCCGGUGUUGUUGAAAGUCGCCAAACUCGAACCCCAGAGGUGGUGCAGUCAUCUUCACACAUUUCAUCUGCUUCUUCUAAAUCCUCUUCCAUAGUAAAGAAUGCUCCACAGAUUGUGAGGGAUGGGCCAAAAGCAGUGGAGCUGAAGAUGUCACCCUCCCCUCAUUCAGACAAUAGGAUAACAGGACACCCCACCUGGUUCAGUGAUGUAUCUCCUCAAGGAGUUCAGUUGAUUCACCCUGGAAAUGGAAAUACCAUGAAUGAAUACUACAAAGAAAUGCGUGGCUUCCAUCCUCAAUAUCCAGGUCAUUCAGUAAUUGGAAUUAACUUGGCUAAUCAUGGGAUUCCUGUGUCUCAGGUCUCACAAAUUGAUCACGGUCAAAGACACAAGGUUCCCUCUCUCUCCUCCAGUGAGUCUGUGGGAAGUUUUAGUGAAUCAAAACUCGAGGGUUCUCACAUUCGGCACUCAGGCACCAUGGAUUUGUCUCAUAUAUCGCGAGUUCAGAGUGAGGCUGGAUCCCCCUCUUAUACUUCUCCAGUGACUAUAACACCAAAACUGGAGUUGGCUAUCACUUUGCAGAAGGGACCUCAAGGACCUGUUUCUAACAAGAUGCCAUUUCCUUCUUUAGCUUCUUCACAGAUGCGUUCAGACUUCAAACUUGAUCACACAGGACUUCGGUCUGUUGAUAUGGUGCAGUUGUUAACGAAGUACCCAAUCAUUUGGCAAGGUCACCUGGCACUUAAGAAUGACACUGCAGCAGUACAGCUGCACUUUGUGUCUGGUAAUAAUGUUCUGGCUCAUCGUUCACUGCCACCGCCAGAAGGAGGUGCCUUUCUUCGCAUUGCUCAGAGAAUGCGCUUGGAGGCUUCACAACUUGAAGGAGUUGCGAGACGUAUGACUGCUGAAAAUGAAUACUGCCUUCUUCUGUUGGCAUUGCCUUGUGGAUUGGACCAAGAAGAUGUCCACAACCAGACCCAUGCUCUUAAAACUGGUUUUAUCACUUACCUGCAAGCAAAACAAGCUGCUGGAAUUAUCAAUGUCCCGAACCCAGGCUCAAAUCAGCCUGCGUACGUUGUCCAGAUUUUCCCUCCUUGUGAGUUUUCUGAGAGCCACUUGUCUCAUCUUGCUCCGGACCUUCUCAACAGCAUCUCCAGUAUCUCUCCUCAUCUUAUGAUUGUUAUAGCUUCUGUAUAAGAGGGAGAUCCCAGCUUCCCAAAACCAACAUGCCAACACCAGCCUUUGGGACUUGCCAGUUUUUUUUCAUUUGUUUGUUUUUUUUUUACUCUGGAAAGCACCUCAAUGUUAGUAAAAUUAAUUUAUUUAUUUUUGGGUCAUGUAUGCACUCUUUUUUGUUCUUUCACCAGCCUUUUAAUUCAUUGACUCAUUUCCGCGUCCGUUUAGCUGUGUAUCACCUUAAAAUACACAGGGAUCAAUGGAGCUUUCUACAACGAUCAAUUCUCUGAUCAUUUUCCCUUUUUUUCUUCUUUUGAAGAUUUGUAUCUAUGGUUUUUAAAACACUGAAGAUCUUUAUUAGGAUAUGGGGUUCAAUUUUUUUUAUUGAUUAUGCUUUUUCUUUUCUCUCUAAAGAAUAAUCAGACCAAUCAUUGCACUAUGUUGUGAAAAUCAAAAAAGAAAAAAAAAACGUUUGUACAAAUUUGGUUAUUGAGAUUGUUAUUUUACUUUAUUACUUGGACAUGCUUCAUUCACCAGCCAUUUUUGUGGUAGAGACUAACUAAAAAUGUUAUCUAGUCAGUGUACUUCAAAUCAAUUUCUUUGACAAGUUUUAUAAAACAAGCUAAAUAAUAAUGUAACAUAAAGCAGCUACUGUUCAAUCAUAAGUAAGCAAGUUACUUCCAUGUUAUUUGUAGAAAUGGCUCUCAGUUGUACAGUUUACACUUGAUGCCUCAAUGGGGGAUUGUAUGUAUACUUUUUUCGCUUUCUUCUUAACUUGCGAAGUGAAUCGGGCGAAGGCCUGAUUGUAAAUAUGAUGUAUAUUUAAAGACCGUCAAAGCAGAUGACAAGCAAAAUACGAUUGACAACCUAAUGCCAUCAAUCGUGAAAGUGAACCGUCGUUUACCACUUGAGUAUCAUUUCAGAUUUUUGUUUUGUUGACCUUUUUGAAAUCAAUCCUGUGCCAUAAUUUUUAACGGAGAAACUAAAUGAAUUGAGAUUCAUCGAGUUUAAUUUUGAUACUUGACUUUGUAUUUGUCACUUGAUCUUUAAGGCCUGCUUUUACAUUGCCUUGUUUUAUGCUUUUUGUUCCCUACCUCUUUUUUUUUCCUUGUUGUUGACAACUAUUGGGGGAUCUGAACUGAUAUAGUUUUCUUUAGGACCCCUGAAGUGUUAAAAUAAUUCGUUUCUUUCUUGUUUGUUUUAACAUACCUUUGAAUGUCCAACAAGAACAGUGCAAUGCAAGUGGUAAAUAUACUUUGUAAAGAUUAAAAAAAAAGAUGAAAAUAUGUACAAAUCUGUCAGGAGACGUGAUCGAGACUGGCUUUUUAGUCUCAUUUCUUCAUUGGUGUCUCCUUGAGCCAAGCUGUAAAUAAUCAUUUUCAUUUUGUGUUGCUUUUCUUUUCUCUGUCUGUCUUUGUUUUGUUUUAGGUCAGGGUCAUUAUUUUGUUUUGUGAGACAAAACAAAAGUUUGUAAAGAAAACCGAUGCAGAAAGUAAACCAUGAGUCUUAGUUUUGCAGUUUCAUUGGGUCACUACAAAUCGUCUCAUGGUAAUCUUGAAGGCACUUAUGUUUUUGAUAUACAAAUUUAAAAUAUCAAAAUACCAAAAGAAAAGAGGAAAUGAAAACAGCUGAUCUUAAAAAUUGUUGUCUGAUUUAUUUCAUCAUUUUUUGAGUGUAUUUUGCGGUUCCUCUAUGAGGACAUUUAAAGAUGUAAAAUAAAUUUUGUUUGUUAACACCUCUGCAGAUCAUUAAAUGGUCAUUCACUCUC
This is a messenger RNA of Danio aesculapii, 12271 nucleotides long. RefSeq names its product spen family transcriptional repressor (gene spen). The record is from RefSeq and is a predicted model, not a curated record. Lineage: Eukaryota; Metazoa; Chordata; Actinopteri; Cypriniformes; Danionidae. Gene Ontology annotation, cellular component: nucleus. Gene Ontology annotation, molecular function: mRNA binding. Gene Ontology annotation, biological process: regulation of transcription by RNA polymerase II.